GCUGCGUAUGAGAAAUCGUCAACGCAACGCCAGCAACGCGAGCCGAAGAAACUCAUCAAUAUGGAACUCCAGUGUGAUAAAUGCUUUGUCCAGUUUGACCUUAACCAGCACCGACCCAAGAGCUUGCCCUGCGGUCACACUCUUUGUAAAGAAUGCGUGCGGACUCCGGCCUUUGCAACAAAGUGUCCUACUUGCAGUAUGCACCUGGCCGCCGACACUGACGAGUUACCCGACAACUUACUAGUCGUCCGGAUGAUUGAGGAUGGCUUGCCAGCCCGGGGCGACGACCCCCAGGUGCAGCAGCUGCGGAGCGACGUGGACGCAGGGAGGAAGCUGGUGCAGCAGCUGCGCCGAAUGGUUCCUCUAGCGGUUGCGGCCCUGACCCAGCUACUCGACUCAGCGGUCGCCAACCUCCGCCAGACGGAAGAGGCUUUAGGGAAGUUGCAGCGACAAGGGGCGACAGAUGGAAGUCCAACACCAGAACAGGUGCAGCUGGCGGUGCAGCUGAGAGACAGCCUCCAGCUGCUGUCCACCAACAAGUACAGCGUCACCGCAGAGCAGGGCGGGGACACCUGGAGGGCCUCUGGUGUGGAGCUGUCGCCAAGUGACCACGUAUCGCGCCUUCUGCUGCUGCAGCUGCGGGCGAGCGAACAACUGCAGAAGGAUGACGUCUACAUCGGGCCGCCUGGGCUCUCCACUCUUUCCAUAGUGGACGAUGAUUUAAAGGGCGAGAAGUUGAAGGUGGAUGACAUUCUUCGAGACGGGCCGCGUUGGAAAAAUAUCCGCACCCUUAAAAACUUAACCGGGAGCCACACGGAGAAGCUAUUGCGUGUCCUGGCUCCGCAACUCGAGGAGCUGGAGAUUUCUGACGGCGAGGCUCUACCCAGCCAGAUGGAGGAGGUAAAGAAAAUGACUUCCCUCAAAAGACUGCUCGUCGAUUGUGAUAUUAACUGCAGCGACUACCCGGAGCUACCGCUGCAGCUCGAGGAGCUGUCGAUAUGCUUCCCCAGCGCCAAACAGCUGCGCUGCGUGCAGCACAUGCCGAGGCUGCGUAGCUUGAACAUAGAGUUCUACCCUGCUGACGCUCACCCCGUGUUGUUUCGCCCUCCGCUGGCCGGCAGGCUGCUGUGGCUGGGCCUGAUGCUCAAUGUGGAGCAGAAGGACAUGAUGUUCUCCCUGAUCUCUGCCAGCGCCGCCACGCUGCGGGAGCUCCACAUCAAUACUUAUACCCAAGAGGAUGGCGAUUUUGACCACUAUUUCCCCGAGCUGGGCCCGGACCUAGGGGCAUGCGGCCUACUGGCCCUGCGACGGCUCGUCCUGAGACGACCCUUCACCUCCAAUCCAUGUGACGAUAUCGACGCGUGCCUGCAGCAGCGACAGACCCUCCGAGACUUCUUGCCCUCCGCGGAAGUGGUAUGCUAUUCUUGCCAGAAGUCCUAUGUGUUAGGGUAGACACCUCCUCUAAAGGAACGUGGAAAGACGCAUAGUGCCUGUUUUCGUUCAGCGGAAACCUUGCCAAAACGUAUAGGGAGGGCUUGAAGCUAGACACAAAUGUCUGAAAUCAUUGCCUUCGGGGUUCUCAGCUAUUAUUUACAGCUUGUAUACGAGCCAUUUAACAAGGCCAUUUAAAACAAAAAUUAAAUACUAUUUUUUAAAAAGCUCA
This is a messenger RNA of Frankliniella occidentalis (western flower thrips), 1663 nucleotides long. RefSeq lists its product as uncharacterized. NCBI's taxonomy places the organism in Eukaryota, Metazoa, Arthropoda, Insecta, Thysanoptera, Thripidae. The coding region runs from base 61 to 1452 and encodes 463 amino acids. Gene Ontology annotation, biological process: protein ubiquitination. The transcript has 4 exons. Gene Ontology annotation, molecular function: ubiquitin protein ligase activity. The record is from RefSeq and is a predicted model, not a curated record.